Molecule: messenger RNA, 2524 nt
Organism: Hemiscyllium ocellatum (epaulette shark)
Lineage: Eukaryota; Metazoa; Chordata; Chondrichthyes; Orectolobiformes; Hemiscylliidae
Product: hyaluronidase-1-like
Exons: 5
Coding region: 142-1614 (490 amino acids)
Biological process (GO): hyaluronan catabolic process; carbohydrate metabolic process
Molecular function (GO): hyalurononglucosaminidase activity
Source: RefSeq, a predicted model, not a curated record
CAUCUGCUCUUCUUCCCCCUUCAGUCGGUGGAGGCCGGGUUGGUUCAUGGUUUAAGACUGUGACUGUCGGCGGGUCGCGGGCAGCGGAAUGAACACGCAUACAUCUCAUUGGUUGAAUGUAGAAUACUGGUUUUCGUGGGUAUGUCGAAGAGCUGGGCCAGUCCACCUACAGCGACUGAUGGAAGAUGUGCACAGCCAGGCGAAGAAAGAGUUGAGAAUGGUCUGAUUGGGAGAGGUUCACCAGCUGCUGAGGAAAGAGCCAUAAUAAUGUUAACAGGUCUCACACUACUCAUAUAUACCCUAUUUUAUCUCUCUACCCAUCCAGCCUUCAUUUGGGGGAAUGAAUUUAAGCCAGCAUCAGCCUCACCAAUGCUCCACAAUAAGCCAUUUAUUGUGGUUUGGAACACACCUACUGCAGGGUGUAAAACAAAAUUUGAUGUUGAUUUGGAUCUGAGUGUCUUUGAUAUUGUUGAAAAUGAAAAUGAGACCUUUGUUGGAAAGAAUAUCACCAUAUUUUACAAGAACAAAUUAGGACUUUACCCAUACUACACCAGUGAGAGGAUCCCAGUAAAUGGUGGUCUUGUGCAGAAGGCUAGUCUGUCCGACCACCUCACAGUAGCUUCAGAUGACAUUUCCACGGUACUGGACAAAGACUUCCAUGGGCUUGCAGUGAUAGAUUGGGAAGAGUGGCGACCAGUUUGGGAACGUAACUGGGACCAUCUGCAUAUCUACAAGGAAAAAUCUGAAGAACUAGUAAGAAAUGAAUACCCCCAUUUACCUGAAAGUAAGAUUCUCCAGAUUGCCAAAAAGGAAUUUGAAAAUGCUGCGCAAGACUUUAUGAAACAAACACUAAAACUCGGACAGACUCUGAGACCAAAGGGUUACUGGGGCUAUUACAAAUUUCCAGACUGCUACAAUUACUUUAAAGAAAAUGAAGCCAAUAAUUACACAGGCCAUUGCAAAAAGGAAGAUAUCUCUAGAAAUAACGAGUUAGCAUGGCUCUGGAAGGCAUCACGAUGCCUAUAUCCAAGUAUCUACCUCCCUGAGAAGCUAAAAUCCUCAAAUAAAGCUCAAAAGUUUGUUCACUACAAGAUUAAGGAGGCUCUCCGUGUUGCUGCCCUUGAUUCAGCUAAUGAUGCUCUGCCUGUUUUGGUUUACUCCAAAUACUCAUACAUAAAAACACUUGACUUCCUAACUGAGAUUGACUUAGUACACACUAUUGGAGAAAGUGCAGCCAUGGGAGCUACUGGAAUAGUUUUAUGGGGCGAUAUGGAGUUUGCACGUACAAUGGAGCGCUGUGAAGCACUGAAGAAUUACAUUGACCAGGAACUUGGAAGAUACGUUCUAAACACUACUACAGCUGCCUUGUUGUGCAGCAGGGUUAUAUGUAAUGGACAUGGACGUUGUGUGAGGAAGGACCCGGAAUCUAGAACUUAUCUGCAGCUUGAUCCCAGAAGCUUUGAAGUUCUCUAUGUUCCCAGUUCCACUGGUCCUGCAUUAACAGCCCGUGGAGAAUUGCAUUCUGAAGAUGUGCAAAGCAUGAAGGAAACGUUCACAUGUCAGUGCUACAGGGGAUGGAUAGGGCCCCAUUGUCAGGGAAAAUCAAUAUUUUAGAUUGGGAAAUCAGAUUUCUUUCUUCCUUCUUUUUAGUAGAGUCAUAGUCAUAGAGUUGUACAGCACAGAAACAAGCCCUUCGGUCCAACUCUUCCAUGCCAACUAGAUAUCCUAAAUAAAUCUAUUCCCAUUUGUUUGGAUAUCUGGUCGGCGUGGACAAGUUGUGCUGAAGGAUCUGUUUCCAUGCUGUAGGGUUCUAUGAACUAUGACUCUAGGUUAGUGAAACAUGAUUUCCCACGCAUAAAGCCAUGUUGACUAUCCCUAAUCAGUCCUUGCCUUUCUAAAUACAUGUAAAUCCUGUCCCUCAGAAUUCCCCCAUACAACCUACUUCAACUUGAACUCCUUAAAUACUGCAGCGAAAUGGUCGGUUUUCUCACAUGAGGCCAGAGUGAGUUUCUCAAUAGGCUCAUUCAAUUGUUGCAUUUCCAAUGUAUCCUUUGCAAAGGGCCACCAGGAAACUGCAUUUGGGAACUGAAGCUAUCAAGUGAAUGUUGAUCAGUGGUUGGUCAAGCAACAGAGUUACAGGUUGUCCAGUUUCAAGGAUGCUAUGGUUUUGACACCCAUCCUUACUUGUAUUCAACAGAUUCACAACAGACAUCAAAAUUCACCAAUCUUUGGUCUUGGGAAUUUUGCCCAACCAGGACAUGGGCAGACUGUUGGGUGGGUGCUCAUAGGGGAAAGGGAAUCACCACCGUGAUAGGAUAAGGCUAGUCCAGCAGUGCUGCAGGAUAUAUCUGUGGAGCCAGAAGUAGUAUUCCUGUAAUUCACCACAAGUAAAAUCAAAAUCUUUAAGCCCUGAGUGCCAGUAUCUGUUAGCAGAGAGUUUUCAUUCUAUCCUCCGCAUAGGCUUUCCAUAAAAUUAAAAAUCACACAACACCAGGUUAUAGACCAACAGGUUUGUUUGGAAGUA